AUGUCUGUUAAAGUGGAUGGUAUGAUCAAUAAAAAGUCAAAGACUCAUAGUAAGAAACUUGAUGCUAGAGCAUUAGCUGAGAAAAUCAAGAAAAAUGCGUUAAAGCAACAGGCACAAGAAGAGCCUGCUAAAGAGGAAAAUGUAGCUGAAAAUUUCGAUACUGUUGUUGAUCCGACAGCAGAAUUGAAAUUCAAGUCGUUCAAUGAAUUGAAAUUGAUUCCAGAGUUGUUAGAAGCGAUUCAACAAAUGAAGUUCACUAAACCAACGCCUAUUCAAUCGGAAGCCAUUCCGCACGCUCUUGAAGGCAAGGAUAUUAUAGGACUUGCACAAACAGGUUCAGGUAAGACGGCAGCAUUUGCCAUUCCAAUAUUGCAAGCAUUAUGGGAAGCACAAGCGGCAUAUUAUGGGUUGGUGUUAGCACCUACUAGAGAAUUGGCGUAUCAAAUCAAAGAGACAUUUGAUGCGUUAGGAUCAUCCAUGGGUUUACGUUCUGUUUGUAUAGUUGGUGGUAUGGAUAUGAUGGAUCAGGCGAGAGACUUAAUGCGUAAGCCACAUAUCUUGGUUGCUACUCCUGGUAGAAUCAUGGAUCAUUUGGAACACACAAAAGGGUUCUCGUUGAAAAAUUUGAAAUACUUAGUCAUGGACGAAGCCGAUAGAUUAUUAGAUAUGGAUUUUGGACCGGCCCUUGACAAGAUCUUGAAAAUUAUUCCAACCCAAAGAACAACAUACUUAUUUUCUGCUACCAUGACAAACAAAAUUGCUAAAUUACAAAGAGCUUCUUUGCAUAAUCCCGUAAGAGUUGCUGUCUCCAAUAAAUACCAAACUGCUGACAAUUUAGUUCAAUCUAUGAUGUUGGUAAGUGAUGGUUAUAAAAAUACAUAUUUGAUUCAUUUAUUGAAUGAAUUUCUUGGUAAGUCAAUAAUUAUUUUUACAAGAACUUGUGCACAUUCACAAAGAACUGCGUUAUUAGCAAGAAUCUUGGGCUUUUCGGCAGUCCCAUUACACGGUCAGUUGACUCAAGCUCAAAGAUUGGGAUCAUUGAAUAAGUUUAAGGCUGGAAAGGCUAAUAUAUUAAUCGCAACUGAUGUUGCGGCAAGAGGUUUGGAUAUUCCUUCUGUCGAUAUUGUCAUAAAUUACGAUAUCCCAACUGAUUCAAAGGCGUAUAUUCAUAGAGUCGGUAGAACUGCGCGUGCUGGAAAAUCUGGUAAGUCCAUCUCCUUGAUUACUCAGUAUGAUUUGGAAAUGUACUUAAGAAUAGAAAGUGUUUUGGGUAAAAAGUUACCUAAAGAUCCUUCUCCAUCCAAAGCUGUUUUAGAUACUUUACAUGUUCACGUUGACAGAGCCAGCGCAGAAGCUAUCAGACAAACCAAAGAUUUCCAUGAAAAGAGAAAUCCCAAGAAAAAUCGUGAUGAUAGAGAUCGUGAAGAACGUUAG
Debaryomyces hansenii CBS767 is the source of this 1434-nucleotide messenger RNA. Its product is annotated as RNA-dependent ATPase. Bases 1 to 1434 code for a protein of 477 amino acids. NCBI's taxonomy places the organism in Eukaryota, Fungi, Ascomycota, Pichiomycetes, Serinales, Debaryomycetaceae. Gene Ontology annotation, molecular function: nucleic acid binding; ATP binding; RNA helicase activity. The transcript has a single exon. The record is from RefSeq and is a predicted model, not a curated record.